This is a messenger RNA of Drosophila serrata, 879 nucleotides long. RefSeq lists its product as uncharacterized. NCBI's taxonomy places the organism in Eukaryota, Metazoa, Arthropoda, Insecta, Diptera, Drosophilidae. The record is from RefSeq and is a predicted model, not a curated record.
CGCAUGGCAUGUAAAGCUUAAAACACUGCGGUCACACUACACUGCAAAUCGAGCGACUUUUUUAAAUUUAUUAUUAAUUUAUAGCUAUCAUAUAAAUGUAUGCUCCAUUCCUCUAAGGUGUCGAAGAAUAUGGCGUGUGGAGCACGUCUUCGUUGAGUGCAGCAGCAACCAGGCUGGAAUCGUCCGCUUCAGCUGAUUUUGACGUUACCCUGGCAACCGACAACAAUUACAACAAACGAAGGAGUUUCGCUUCUAAAAGCCACAAAUUUUCCAAUCGAAUCGGGCUUAGAUUGGAUUUGGCAGCGAACAUAUUCAUAUUCCCCUGAGAAUGCCGUACUCUGUGACACCACAUCGGGCCAAUCUUGUGCUCCAAAUGUUGCUGCAGGCCAACACCUAUGUGUCUGUUGUGUGGGCCAUGAGCUAUCUGAUUCACAUGCUCAUUCGGUUUCAGAUGUUGUGGAAUCUGGAGGGUCUGUCCCUACUGGUGGCCUACGUCCUGGCUGUGGCCGCUGAGGCCGUGCGCCUGUAUGCCGGCUAUUCGGUGAACCUGUGCUCGGGCGCCACCGCCAUGUGGCUGCUGCUUACGGUAACGCCUUGCAUCCUGUUGCCAGCCAUGGUUUUCCUUCGCCUGUCGUCAGCCGGGCGUAGUCUGUGGCUGCGCAUCAUCACAAAUGCAGUGUUUGCUCUCAUAGGGCUUGAGGUUAUCGUGUCUGUGAUUCACUUUGUGAUCUGUAUGCCAGGUCAGAAGAAGCGGGAGCUGCAGCAGGAGCAGGAACAGGAACGACAGCACGAAGAUGUGGUGGAGGAGCGUCCGGCGUCCGUGAUGGAAUCGGUAACAUUGAGCGAGCAGAGGCGACGCGUGUGACGCUCGGCAGAGUC